GCGAUUGUGCUUUAGUCGAUGUGUAAAUCCCGAACGGACAACUCCGCGUUUGCCUAUCCGCGGCGAUUUUUAGUUUAUCUUUAUUUUAGAACAAAAAUUUUCAAUCAAAUUCAAAGUUUUUAAAUUUCAAUCAUCAAAUCCAAAGUCAAUUUUGUAAAUUCGGUUACCAUUUGUGCAGGAAAUCAGUUUUUUUGUCUUCUCUGGUGAAAUUCCUUUUGGGCGAAAAGAGAGAAAAUUUCGUCGAUAAGGCAACAAAGAAAAUAGAAUAAAAAAAACGAAACGAAUUUUGUCGCGGGUACACACGAAUUUACUACUCCCAGUAAAAUUUGCAGUGUCCUAUACAGUAUCGUCUACUAAAUUCGGAUACUGAUUAUAUUAUAUCACCUGCAACUGUUUUUUUCGUCUGUAUUGUUCGUCAUCGUUUUUCAAAUAUAUUUAUAUAUUGAAAUUCGUAAAUUGGAGGGAAAAGUGUGUGACUUUGUGUAUUGAGAGAAGAAAAACUCAUUGUGCCUUGUUUGCGGAAGAAGAGUUUUAAGAAGUUGAACGACGGAGUUUGGCUAAUUUUGGGAGAGCUCCCCCUCUCCAUACUUUAUUCACGCAAGGAUCCACGUUGCAGCUCUCUUUGAAGCAAAAAUAGAGUUGCGGUGAAAAGAAAACUACCUCAAAAAAAUCCUUAAGAUAAAAAAAAUUAAGAGACGAAGGAAGGUAGAAAAAUCUCCAUGCCACAAAUGUAUACAUUGUGACAACCUCAUUAUUAAAUUCAUAGUUGGUAGUCGUCAUUUUUAUACACGUGGAAUUUCGAUUACCGCACACAGCGUUUCUGACUUUCCCCGGAGAUCUUGAGCACUGCUACAGAAAUUCCCUUCAACGAGACUUCAAUGCGUUUUGAGCAAACUUCUGACCAAAAAUUAAAAAAAAUACCAGUGAAAAAAAAAGUGUGAAAAAAAACUAAUAAAUCAGUUGUGAAAAUUAAAUUUACAUCAAGGACAAAAUUGUGGCAAAAAGGACAUAAAAAUUAUUUGGUUUAUUUUUGAAAAGUUACAAAAUCAGUAUUGUCUUUCAUUACGUAUAUACAUAAUUAUAACUCGUAAUUAAUGAGCUAUUUAAUUUUUAAGACCAAAAUUCACUUUCGGUCACCUAAAUUAUAUUUUUGACAUUCUUUUAUACAAUUAAAAAAAAAAAGUUACGGCACAGAUAAAAUUAAUGUUUUAAGGAUUUUAAUGAAUACAAUUCUAUAAAAAUAAAAAAAACGGACAAGAAGCAAAAAUUAUUCAAAAAAAAGUUAAUUUUUCUCAAAACCUAUUUCGAAAAAAAGUGAGCACUUGCACCCUAAUUGCAAGAUUCAAAUACGUAUUACUCCUGAGAAUAAAAAAAUAAUAAUUUGAAGACAAAAUGUCAGACAUGGAUCAAUUUGCCGACUUGGAGCUCUCGAAGGAGGACCAUGAACAAAUUUUCGAACCACCAACGGAUCGUCAACAAGAAUCCUACAACAGUUCAUCAGCGAAAAUCGUGAUUAGCGGUAUUCCGCUUCAUGCCCAUUUCGAUGACAUCGAACCCUUAUUAAAGCCAUACGGCAAGGUGGAACACUGUGACGCUGUCUCUAGUAAGGAUCCCAACACUCAGACCGUCCACAUAACGUUCGAAAAUCAUGAGCAGGCACAAAGGGCGGCCGCCGGAUUGAAUGGUGUCGAGUUCGAGGGCAAUAAGCUUCAUGCUGAGCAAUUGGACAAACAGCAGCGACGUAGCAAUCGGAAUCGCAAUCAGUACGCUGGGAUGUCGGGCUCGAAUCGUCAAACGGACUUUCCUCUGCGCUUGCUGGUCCAGAGUGAUAUGGUGGGUGCUAUAAUUGGUCGUCAGGGUAGCACUAUACGCCAGAUCACACAGCAAAGUCGUGCCAGAGUCGAUGUCCAUCGGAAAGAUAAUGUUGGGUCACUUGAGAAAGCCAUCACCAUUUAUGGUAAUCCCGAGAAUUGCACAAAUGCCUGCAAAAGGAUCUUGGAUGUUAUGCAACAGGAAGCCAAUAAUACCAAUAAGGGUGAAAUUUGUUUAAAAAUUCUUGCUCAUAAUAAUUUAAUUGGGCGCAUCAUAGGUAAAAAUGGGAAUACGAUAAAACGCAUAAUGCAAGAAACCGAAACAAAAAUCACGGUUAGUUCGAUAAAUGACAUAAAUAGCUUCAAUUUGGAACGUAUAAUCACGGUAAAGGGUAUCAUUGAGAACAUGUCCCGUGCUGAGAGUCAAAUCAGUGCUAAAUUGCGCCAAAGUUACGAAAAUGAUCUACAAGCAAUGGCCCCACAGAGUAUUAUGUUCCCUGGGCUUCACCCCAUGGCGAUGAUGUCUACAACGGGUAAUGGUAUGGGUUUCAAUAGUCGCAGCGUUUUCCCUGGACCUGGAUUCCCAAUGUACCAGCCACCAUCAGGAACGAGCCUUGCCCCUGGAAGUGGUACAGAUACGCAGGAAACGACUUUUUUGUAUAUCCCCAACAAUGCUGUGGGAGCUAUAAUUGGUACCAAAGGAUCCCAUAUUCGCAACAUUAUUCGCUUCUCGGGGGCAUCCGUUAAGAUUGCCCCGCUGGAGGCGGAUAAGCCGGCAGACCAGCAAACGGAGCGUAAAGUGACGAUCGUGGGGACACCUGAAGCUCAGUGGAAGGCACAGUACCUGAUCUUUGAGAAAAUGCGUGAGGAGGGCUUCGUUACGGGUACUGAUGAUGUGAGGUUGACUGUGGAAAUUAUGGUGGCCAGCACACAGGUUGGACGUAUCAUCGGCAAGGGCGGUCAGAAUGUGCGAGAACUACAACGAGUGACAGGGAGUGUUAUUAAAUUGCCAGAGCACGGAAGUGCUCCUGCUGGAGAUGAAGAAACUACAGUACACAUUAUUGGUCCGUUCUUUAGCGUUCAGUCGGCUCAAAGGCGCAUUAGGCAAAUGAUGCUAACAACCAAUCCGCCUCCAGCGACCAAGAAGUCCAAGAGUAGCAAGGAUCAAGGAGCGUCACAACAGGCUGGACAGUCACCAGCACAGCAGUCGUCGCCAUCUCAGCAGACACCCUCACAACCUCAGACUCCGCAGCAAUCGCAACAGCAAUCGUCACCUCAGCCAUCACAGUCGUCGAGCUCACAGCAGUAGAGCCGAUAAGCCGUUCCGUAAGUCAUCCGAAAACCUCCCAAAACAUCCUUCCUGGUAACCCUCCUACACCCUCCCGACCGCUAUUAAUGUUUUUUAUUAAAAAAAAAGUCCCUGAUAUGGCAUGGAACAGAUAUAUGUAUAUCAACAAUAGAGUUCGCAAAAAGAAAAACUUUUUCCUUUGGAUUUUUCCAAAUACUUUCUCGAAUAUCUUUUUUCUCACUUUUGAAUUUACAUAAAAAAAUUGUAAAAAAUGAUUUUUUUUUAAAUCUAUACAGAAAAAUGCAACCAUAAAAAUAUUAUGAACGAUCAAUAGGAAUUCAAAAGUAAAUCCACUUAAAUUUGGCUAAAUGCAGCUAAAACAAUAUAUAAGGAAAAAAAUAAAUAAAAUUCAAAAUCUUACUAACCAAACCAUCCACCACAAAAAAAUUAUAGGUACAUUCCUGUGUAAAUAAUAGAAUUAUUAAUAGCAGACCUAAAUAUAUUAUUGAUUUAUUAAGUGAA
This is a messenger RNA of Lutzomyia longipalpis, 3621 nucleotides long. It is a transcript of the gene Imp, whose product is annotated as insulin-like growth factor 2 mRNA-binding protein 1. Gene Ontology annotation, cellular component: cytoplasm; cytosol; nucleus. Gene Ontology annotation, biological process: regulation of gene expression; nervous system development. The transcript has 6 exons. The coding region runs from base 1393 to 3120 and encodes 575 amino acids. The record is from RefSeq and is a predicted model, not a curated record. Lineage: Eukaryota; Metazoa; Arthropoda; Insecta; Diptera; Psychodidae. Gene Ontology annotation, molecular function: mRNA 3'-UTR binding.